Adineta steineri is the source of this 468-nucleotide messenger RNA. NCBI's taxonomy places the organism in Eukaryota, Metazoa, Rotifera, Eurotatoria, Adinetida, Adinetidae. The record is from the annotation of a GenBank genome assembly.
AUGAUGCGAAUAAUUCUAUUUGGUACUUUCUUUGUUUUGUUAACAAAUAAACGUCAGCUUGAUGCAGUUCGUGAACUUUAUGGUCAAUCUUCUGAUCGGAUACGGGCUGCAAAUUUGAAUAUUGAUCAACUAAAAAAUCCAUCUAAAGAAUAUGCUAGACAACAAUAUAAAUAUACGCGUGCUCGUGAACGUUCUCCUACAUAUGGACAAUCUCGUCGUUUUCAUUUUGAUCAAGCAGCACGUGAUGCACGUGAUCUUGGUCAACCAGCAUCAUUUACAUCACAAAUAACUUCUUCAUAUUAUUAUUCAUAUGGUGGUCCAGGAACAAGUUUAGGUGCUUCAAGUCAAGAAGCAUGUCGUUUAACAAAUAAUUUUUGUGCACGUGAUUAUCAAUGUUGUUCGGGUAAAUGUCGAUGUGUUAGAUGGUCGAUUAUGGGUAAAGUGUCUUGCUAUAAAAAAUGUUUUUAA